This is a messenger RNA of Colias croceus (clouded yellow), 1616 nucleotides long. RefSeq names its product cytochrome P450 6k1-like. Gene Ontology annotation, molecular function: heme binding; oxidoreductase activity, acting on paired donors, with incorporation or reduction of molecular oxygen; monooxygenase activity. The record is from RefSeq and is a predicted model, not a curated record. NCBI's taxonomy places the organism in Eukaryota, Metazoa, Arthropoda, Insecta, Lepidoptera, Pieridae. Bases 74 to 1579 code for a protein of 501 amino acids. The transcript is spliced from 10 exons.
UUUAUUGAUGUUUUGUGUACGUAAAGUCAGUACGAAUGGGAGCGCGGACAAGUGAUAAGAUUCAUUAUUUAAUAUGAUGUUCGUAAGUCUCCUAAUUGCGGCAGCACUAUGUGUGUUGGCCUGGGUGUACGUGCGCUGGACCCGCGUGCGGCAGUACUGGGCGAAGCGCGGGGUGCCGCACCUGCCGCCGCACCCCGUCAUGGGGAGUCUUACCUUCUUGCAGCGACAGAACCCCGGAAGAUGGAUGAUAAACACAUACCAACAUUUCAAGACACCAUAUGUAGGCGCGUGGUGGUUCUGGAGACCGACGCUCAUUAUCAACUCCCCUGAGAUCGCCAGAAAUGUUCUCGUGAAGGACUUUGCCAACUUCAGGGAUAGGUUGCUGGGUUCUGGCUCAUCGGAUCCUAUUGGGCAUCUCAAUAUUUUCACAGUUAAUGAACCGCUAUGGUCUUCAAUCAGACGUCGUUUAACAAGCCUAUUUACAGCCUGCAAACUGAGAGCUCUACAGAAUCUGCUUGACACAAAAGCGAAUCAGUUGAUAGAACGUAUUAAAAGUACAGAGAACAAAUCUGCCAUUAGCCUAAGGAUACUAUUCACGGACUACACAUCGGACGUUAUAGGCACGGCCGCUUUUGGAGUAGAGACUAAAGCCAUUAUUGGCGGCGAUUGCCCGAUGCGCAAAGUCACUAAGGCUUUCAUGACUUUCGACCUUUACCGGGGCAUUUGCUGGAGUAGCAUCUUCUUUUUCCCAGAGCUUGUUAAUGUAUUCAGGUUUACGUUUUUCCCCAAAUGGGCUACGGAUUACUUCACUAAAGUGUUCCGCGUGGUAUCUAAACAGAGAAAGGACGAACAAAAUCGUAUCGUUGAACCCAAGGAUUUAGUUGACGCUUUAAUUAAAUUAAAACAAGAAUCAGACGAAAAAAAUGAAGGUCUAACGGAGGACAUAAUAGUGGCACAAGCGGCAAUAUUCUUGUUGGGAGGCUUUGAAACAUCAGGCUCUGCUCUGAGUUUCGCAUUAUAUGAAUUAGCAUUCAAGCCAGAGAUACAAGAAAAAAUGUACAAUGAGUUAAUACAAAUAAAAGAGCAAGAUGAAAAUUGCUCGCGCUUGGAUAUUUCAAAGCUUGCAGAAGCGCCUUACGUUAAUAGUGUUAUCAAAGAAGCACUUCGGAAAUAUUCUCCAAUGGGCUGGCUAGACAGAAUAGCCGUAAAUGACUAUAAAAUAGACGAUAAUCUCACCAUCGAAGCGGGAACACCGAUUUAUGUCAACGCUAUCGGCAUGCAAUAUGAUGAAAAUUACUUCCCAAAUCCCUUGGAUUUCGAUCCAGAACGAUUUAUGCCAGAAAAUGAGAAAAACAUCAAGCCGUUCACAUAUUUACCAUUCGGAGAAGGCCCGAGAAACUGUAUAGGUAAACGCUUUGGUCAGAUUUCGGUUCGAAACGCUUUGUCACAUGUAAUAUUGAAUUAUAAAGUAGCACCCGUAGCAAACCAACCCAAACCAAAUGACAUAGAAUUUGAGAAACAUGGACUCUUCUUGGUACCAGGUCAAGAUCUCUUCGUUGACUUUAUUCCUAGAAAUUAAUUUUGAACGAAAUAAAGAAACAUUUAUUUUGAAAAAA